CCAAUCCGCGACGGUCCAGCUCUCAAAACAUUGGGAUUUUAGGGUUUGUUACAAAGACGUUCUUGGCUGUACAGCGAAAGACUAGUGUUAUUUGUCUUCUGACUCUUCGUCUUAAAUAAUUUGUAUUUGAUCUGAAAAGAAAUGAACCAGUUCGUGAACUGAUUAGUGUUCGUACUAAGCAUCUCCGGCGCGCGGCAUUUCUACAGUAUCCGCGAAAAUUACAGAGAGAUUCGGAAGCAAAAGCAGCUCAGUAAUUUUUUAUCCGUUUUUUUAAUAUCCAUAAAGCUUUAGGAUCUGAAGAAGAAUGGCUCAUAGGGAUAGGAUAAGUCAACUUCCUGAGGAGUUACUCUUGAGAAUACUGUCCUCACUGCCUGCGAAAGAUGUGGUAAUCACAAUGGUUUUGUCUAAACGAUGGAAGUUUCUAUGGAUGUUAGUGCCAACACUUGAAUACGAUCACGCUACGUACCAAAACGCUCAAGGCACUAGAUUCUCGCGGUUUGUUUACAGUUCUUUGCUCCUACACGAGGCUCCAGUUCUAGAAACUUUGCGUUUAAAACUUGAUCGGGAGUCUGCUACUGCUGUAGACAUUGGAGUAUGGGUUAAAACCGCUGUUAAACGCUCUGUGCGCGAGUUAGAUAUCGACAUUAACAGCCCUUCGAUUUUGACUCCGGUCACACUUCCAUGGAGCUUGUAUGCCGGAGGAUGUAAAACGCUCGUGGCGUUGAAACUAAGUAACAUGACUCUUGUGGACGCUUCUUCGUCCUUGCCAGCUUCUUUCCCAUCUCUUAAAAAUUUGAGCCUCGUGAAGAUGAAGUACCCGAGUGAGGAAUUUAUCAACAAGUUUUUAGCUAGUUGUCCUGUUCUUGGCGACUUGGCCGUGGAACAGUGUAGUGGUGACAGUGUGACCGUUCUCGCUGUUCAAAUACCGUCUCUAAAGAGUUUAUCAUUGCGCAAACGACCAGACACGGAUGAUGACGAAGCUUAUGGUUUUGUGAUAGAUACUCCUUCUCUGUUGAGCUUUGACAUUGUUGAUCAUUGCGGUGAGCUUUGUGUCGUCGAAAGUAAUAUGCCUGAGAUUGUGUAUGUGAAUCUCGACAUUAAUUAUCGUCGUCCCUGGAAGAUGUUGAGUUCUCUUUCUUCAGUCAAGGAGCUCGAGUUAUGUUUAACAUCCUCAAAGGAAUAUCCUGUUGGUAUUGUCUUCCACAAUCUUGUACAUUUAACGAUAUGCUCAUGUGAGACAGAGUGGUUGAAUCUACUUUUGUGUGUGCUCAAAGAUUCACCUAAGUUACAAGGCCUCAGGAUUGAACAGUACCAUAACAUUCGAACUGGGGAACAGCGGCCCUGCUGGAAGGAACCAAGCUCAGUUCCUGGAUGUGUGUUAACGAGUCUUGAAACUCUGGAAUGGGUUAAAUACGAAGGAACAGAAGAAGAGAAAGAGGCAGCAGCAUUUAUUUUUAGAAACGCAAGAUUUUUAAAGAAGGCAACUAUUUCCUCUUCAUCGACGGAUCCGGUCAAGAAACUUGAGAUGCUCAAAGGGUUGUCAUUUCUAUCAAGGUGUUCAAGUUCCUGUCAUCUGACAUUCGACUGAAGUCACUAGAUCCUUAAGGGUAAAUUAAGACAUAUUCAAUAGUCUAAAUAGAAAUCUUUUCGUUUGGGUUCGUUUGCUUUGUGUUCCCAGUGGUCCACUGUUUCUGCUUUUUGAGAAACACAAAUUAAAUAUGAAGAUCAAAUCCUUAAAAGAGUCUUUAAUUAGGGGAAAUUGCCAUAUUUAAAGUGUCUUUGGUUUUCCAUUUUUUAAUGUAAAUUUGAAUCAAAUUAAAUAUUAAUUGAGCAUAUAUA
This is a messenger RNA of Brassica napus (rape), 1839 nucleotides long. RefSeq names its product probable FBD-associated F-box protein At1g32375. The record is from RefSeq and is a predicted model, not a curated record. The transcript has 4 exons. The coding region runs from base 305 to 1588 and encodes 427 amino acids. Gene Ontology annotation, molecular function: protein binding. Lineage: Eukaryota; Viridiplantae; Streptophyta; Magnoliopsida; Brassicales; Brassicaceae.